Messenger RNA from Sesamum indicum (sesame), 1319 nucleotides. RefSeq names its product Pseudouridine synthase family protein. NCBI's taxonomy places the organism in Eukaryota, Viridiplantae, Streptophyta, Magnoliopsida, Lamiales, Pedaliaceae. The record is from RefSeq and is a predicted model, not a curated record. Gene Ontology annotation, biological process: enzyme-directed rRNA pseudouridine synthesis. Gene Ontology annotation, molecular function: RNA binding; pseudouridine synthase activity.
UUGCCUUUGCGUUUGGCGUUCAUUCAAAAUGACAAGAGUGCCCUUCGUUGGUUGUCACCGUCCUCUCCCCUUCAGGAUCUCCAUACCCGUCGAAUUCUUUUCCAUGGCUGCCGAAGCCCACAUGAAAUCUCCCCAAACCCAGUUGGGAAACACCCCCCAAAGCCUCCAAAAUUACCCAGUCCCCCCCCCCCCGCCGCCGCCACUGAUAUCCAAGAAUCUCGAGUUGAGUAGAGCAUUAACAGCUUCUUCCAAGUCUGCACUGUUUUCUCUCUCCCGGGAAGAUGUGCUGUUUGAAGAUGAAUGGCUGAUUGCUGUCAAUAAGCCUCAGGGAAUUUACUGCGAAAGCAUUUUAUCUUCUGUGCACAAUCUCCUGAAUGCUGAUCAAGGGGAGCAAGUGAAAUUGCAAGAGCUCCAUCUAUCCAAUAGGCUGGAUCGUGAUACAAGUGGUGUUACAGUCAUAACCAAGUCACACAAAGUAGCAGCUAAGCUUGUGAAAGCAUUUACAGAUCACAUGGUCAAGAAGACUUAUCUUGCUUUCUGCAUUGGGACAGCACCAAAAUGGGAAAAUAUAAUCAUACGAUCCGGUCAUGGUCGAUCAAGGCAUGGAGCCUGGCGUGUUUAUGCUUUUUCAGAUGUUGGUCGGACACUACCUGGUGGAUCAUUUAUUCGGGACAUGGAAACAUUAUUUGAAGUUUUGUCAGUAAAUGGGAAAGGUUGCUUCCCAGCGUCAUCUGGAUCUGAAAGACAUGGAGAAAAACUCAUUGUUGUUGAGGAAAAAUCUGAAAUUACCUGUGAUACAGACAAAACCGAGGUUCUAGUGAGAGCACAUCCUAGAAGUGGAAGAACACACCAAAUUCGUUUGCAUUGCCAGUAUCUUGGAAUACCUAUAAGAGGAGAUGUGAAGUAUGAAGGUGUCUGUGAGUGGAAGGAUACAAUAUAUGAAGGCCAUGAACUUCAUGCAGAAAGCUUGUCUUUUGAGCAUCCUGUUACAGGCCAGUCUGUUUUGAUUCAGGCACCUCUGCCUUUGUGGGCUAGCCAAGCACUAGCAUAACUAUCUUCCUAGGUUGGCUUCCAUAAAAAAUGAGGACGAAAAUGUUAUGAGGUAUACAAAAUGUCUUGAAACCAGAUAUUUUAUCUCAUGUUGUUAUUAUCUAUAGAACUUAUGGUAAUGGAUAUAGCUUACAUUUUCUAAAAUUGACAAGAUGCUGAAGCCAUUCUUUGCCCUCUGAGUUUGUAAACUCAUUCUAAGGUUAAGAUCAGCUAGAUGAAUUUGUUCGCUUAUAAUACUAUAAGUCUCUGUAGUACAUCAGUUUCUUCCA